Messenger RNA from Trichechus manatus latirostris (Florida manatee), 1112 nucleotides. It is a transcript of the gene TRAM1L1, whose product is annotated as translocation associated membrane protein 1 like 1. The coding region runs from base 1 to 1110 and encodes 369 amino acids. Gene Ontology annotation, biological process: SRP-dependent cotranslational protein targeting to membrane, translocation; protein insertion into ER membrane. Lineage: Eukaryota; Metazoa; Chordata; Mammalia; Sirenia; Trichechidae. Gene Ontology annotation, cellular component: endoplasmic reticulum membrane. The transcript has a single exon. The record is from RefSeq and is a predicted model, not a curated record.
AUGGCGAUCCGCAAGAAGAGCACCAAGAGCCCCCCAGUCCUGAGUCACGAAUUCAUCCUGCAGAAUCAUGCGGACAUUGUCUCCUGUGUGGGCAUGUUCUUCGUACUGGGACUGAUGUUCGAGGCGACAGCAGAAGCAUCUAUCGUUUUUAUCACUCUUCAGCACAGUGUUACCAUCCCUGCAGCGAAAGAACAAGCCACGGAAUCCAGGUCCCUUUAUAAUUAUGGUGUCAAAGAUUUGGCCACAAUCUUUUUCUACAUGCUAGUGGCAAUAAUUAUUCACGCCACAAUUCAGGAAUACGUGUUGGAUAAAAUUACCAGGCAAAUGCAGUUUCCCAAGACGAAACAAAGCAAGUUUAAUGAAUCUGGUCAGCUUAGUGUAUUUUACCUUGUUUCUUGUAUUUGGGGCACGCUCAUUCUGAUCUCUGAAAACUACGUUUCAGACACUACUGUUUUGUGGAGGGCUCAUCCUCAUAACAUGAUGACAUUUCAAAUGAAGCUUUUCUACAUAUCCCAGUUGGCUUACUGGCUCCAUGCUUUUCCUGAACUCUACUUCCAGAAAACCAAAAAACAGGACGUUCCCCGUCAACUCAUCUACUUUGGUCUUCACCUCUUUCAUAUUGCUGGAGCUUACCUUUUGUACUUGAAUCAUCUGGGACUUGUUCUUUUGGUGUUGCAUUAUUUUGUUGAACUGCUAUCCCAUAUGUGCGACCUGUUUUACUUCAGUGAUGAAAAGUAUGAGAAAGGGUUUUCUCUGUGGACAAUUGUGAUUGUUUUGGGAAGACUGCUGAUUUUAAUUGUUUCGGUACUUACUGUUGGCUUUCAUCUUGCUGGAUCUGAGACUCAGAAGCCGGAUAUCAUUGCUGGAAACUUCAACGUGUUGGCUGCAAAAAUUGCUGUUCUGUCUUCCAGUUGCACGAUCCAAGCAUUCAUAACAUGGAAUUUAAUUACUGUCCAGCUUCAGAGGUGGCGGGAACAAUCUACUUUUGAGGCCCCCUGUGUGAAGAAAAAACGGACAACGACUAAAGGAAGAUCUUCUAGAAAAGGAACAGAAAAUGGAGUGGAAACUUCAAACAGAGCAGACUCCCCCCGUAGUAAGAAAGAGAAAUGACC